This is a messenger RNA of Amphimedon queenslandica, 2682 nucleotides long. Its product is annotated as protein fem-1 homolog B. Gene Ontology annotation, molecular function: protein binding. The record is from RefSeq and is a predicted model, not a curated record. The coding region runs from base 211 to 2568 and encodes 785 amino acids. Lineage: Eukaryota; Metazoa; Porifera; Demospongiae; Haplosclerida; Niphatidae. The transcript has 2 exons.
UCCAAGUCUUGACUAUUAUAUCUGUGAGUCUUUGGUGAUUAUCUCGACCAUAAAAUUAAUGUGAGCCAGUGGGAGACGGCUGUGAUCAAGUAGUACCGAGUAGUAAGACGUAGGGUCUAGGUGGUUUAUCGCCAUUGUAGCCUUCCUAAAUAUAUUUUUGGUGUUGUAAUAACAGUGCGUGUUGGACCCUAUUGUUUAUGUCACACAAUAAUGUAUCAGGAUUUGUCUCUGUCUCUUCAUGACUCCAUGAACUUUGAUUAUACGUAUUCCAUGGGAUUUGGUACACCGGAUUCGUGGUUUCCUAAUAAGGAGACUACAGUAGCAUUGUGCACAACAAUAAUAGCAGCAGUCGUAGCAUCAUUGUAUAUUUACCGUUUCAUAAAUCAAAAGAAUUACCCACCACAGACUCAGCAUGUUGCCAGUAACGUAGAGCUGGUUAGAUUGUGCGAGGAAAUCAAGGAUGAGCCACUGUCAACAUUAGAUCACAACAUUAGGCACAUUAUAUCAGAGGAGAGCAGGCCUGGCCCUCAAUCCUUUUACUUUAAAAAAGAGUCAGAUGAGAGAUCUGCUCUUGUGUCUGCCAGUAGAUAUGGCCGUGUGGACGUUGUCAAAUAUUUCAUGAACAAUUAUUCCAAUUGUGUUCAAGUCGAUCAAACGGCUAAUCUCGACUUACCAGUUGGCUGGCAUCACUCAAUGAGAGAAGUACACUCUUGUACGUCUUUGUAUGCUGCUUGUUUCAAUGGGAGCCUUGAGACUGUGACACACUUACUGAAGGCUAACGCUGACAAAAAUCAACCUGACUGUCUUGGACGGACUCCGUUACAGGUUGCCGCUCAAAGAGGUCACAUGAUGUUAGUCCAAGAGCUUUUGAGUAGCGGAGCUGAUGUCAAUGCUGAAGACUCUCUUGGCUAUACGCCACUUCUCACAGCAGUCUCUGAGAGACACAUCAAGAUAGUCAAAGUCCUGCUAGAAAACAAGGCAGACGCACAGCAUUGCUCUGUCAAUGGUUUCAGUGCUUUACACAUUGCUGCUGAAAUGGGAGCUAAGGACAUCAUCGAGCUAAUACUAGCGUAUGAGCCAACUCUAGCUUAUCAGAGAACAUAUGACUCCAAACAUAAACUACCAUGUCCUUUGUUUUUAGCAGCAGCAUAUGGACACAUACCGACAUGUCAAGUGUUAAUGGAAGCCUCACAAUGUACCCCUGCUCAGAUGCCAGACGUUCUCUUGCUCUGGGGAGCAUCACUGGUCCAGCCUCAGCAUCAUUAUAUUCGUGCCUCUGUUCAAAGAUACUGGCUUGAAGCUUUAGAGCUAAAAGAACAGCAUCCUUUAGUGACUACCACUGUUGAUCGUCAUGAAGCUUAUGAGUAUCAUACUGAAAUGUCAAGUGUAGAAGAAGUGAUUGGUUACUUCUCAUCUCAACUACCGUCCAUGUCAUCGCCUAGCAGUGCAUCUACUCCUACCAAGGCAAAUGGAGGGCUCAAUUUUGCUGAGCUCGGUUCCAACAUGACACUCUGUUUGCCAGCAGAUUCAUAUACUAAAGUAUGCUAUCAGAGCCUCCUGAUAAUGGAGAGGUGUUUGGGGUAUGGACAUCCUCUGGUUAUUCGACGGUUGCUGGAUAUGUCACGGUUCAUGCUCUCAAAACGAAGGACUGAUCAAUGCGAGCGCUUGCUAUGCAGGGCAAUUGAGAUGAGCAGAGAGAGAGUUUCAUCGCAUCCUCACAAUAGCUACUGUCAAUCCUCCGAGUUAGAGUAUGAGGUAAAAAGCACAUUAAAGAACAUAUGUGACCUCCUACAUCUCAUGUACCAGUCAGCCUACUACGAGGUCAGAUUCUCAGUUUUUCUCAGAUACACUCUCACAGCUCUUUACUCAUUCACACGCGAAGGGCGCUACGACUGUACACAAUACCCAGCAAAGAUUAACAUGCACCUCAUCCUCCUCCUCCUCUCGGUUCUAGCUGCAUGGGUUUAUCAAAAGAAUCACCAACUACAGGUCGACUAUGAUGAUACCAGCGAUGACGAGUAUGAGCAAUGCGACAGUCUCGCUUGUCAGCUCGUCAAGUCUCAUCUGUUCAUCUGUAAUGGCACAACAUUGCUUCACUUAGCUCUCAGCAAGCUUGGCAGUAGAGACUCGCUUGUUCGCGACUACAUUUAUGUGAAGGAUUUGUCCCAUCUCGUGUCCUCGCUGUUGCUCUGGGGCUGCAGUGACUUUAUUAAUCUACCCAAUUUAGCAGGAGAGAGGCCACUACAUGCAGCAGCAGUCAGAGCUCGUAGCGACCAAGAGGCAUACCAGUUGAUAGUCCCACUCCUUCAAUAUGGAGCACACAUAGACAGCGUUAAUGCAGGAGGAAAAACAGCAUUUGAAUUGGCUCGGGUGAAACCAUUGAAACUUGACACCCCCAUAACUCUUCGGUGCAUUUGUUAUAGAAGGAUCAUUGAAGAGAACUUUGACUAUGAGCAGUUACCCACUGUCAAGUAUUUCACCGAAAAGGACAAAAAAUGUCUGAGGCUUCACGAUCCACACAACGCCAAACAGGAUUUUCAGAUUGAGUUCCAGCAGAGAUUAGAAUAAUUUUUUUGUAGAUAUUAAUUAUAAUAGCCUAUAAUUUUUACUAAUUAUUAUUAUUAUUAUUAUUUGUAUUUUUAUAGCCAUGUAGAUUUCAUUUGUUAUGCAAUUUCAAAUUUA